UGACUUGUCUGUCCAUUAUGCAGUGUGCUAAUAUUUUCUAUUAGGAUAAAUUGGAAAUUCGCUGUAAAAUGGCUGAUAUAAAUAAUCUAUUUGAUUGUUUUGAUGAAACAGAAUCAAAUGCAGCUAUAAUCCAUUUUCCAAACAUCGAGAAAGAUGAAGAAUCGUCUGAAAAGAAAGACGUGCAGGCUACUACAAGUAAUAAACGACCGCAUGAGGAGGUAGAAUACGCAGAUACGACAAAAAAGUCGAAACCAGAGGAAGAUGAUCCGGAUCUUAUAAGUGACGUGAAUCUUGAGCUCCUUGCUUCGCGUAUUGUGAUACACACAUUGGAGACUCAUGAGGGUUGCACACACGAGGUGGCCAUACCUCCGAACCAUGACUACGCGCCGCUAGUGCAGAUAUCCUCUGAGCCCGCGAAACAGUACAGUUUCAUACUGGAUCCGUUUCAGAAAGAAGCUAUACUGUGUAUUGAUAACUUACAAUCUGUUCUGGUAUCCGCUCACACUUCUGCUGGUAAAACAGUGGUGGCUGAAUAUGCUAUAGCCCUGUCAUUGAAGAAUAAACAGAGGGUAAUUUACACUACACCAAUAAAGGCAUUGUCAAAUCAGAAGUACAGAGAGUUUUCUGAGGAGUUCCAUGAUGUAGGGCUCAUCACCGGAGAUGUUACCAUCAAUCCAUCUGCUUCAUGUCUUAUUAUGACCACUGAGAUUCUGAGGAAUAUGCUGUACAGAGGAUCAGAGAUAAUGCGUGAAGUGGGAUGGGUGGUAUUUGACGAAAUUCAUUACAUGAGAGAUAAGGAGAGAGGUGUUGUCUGGGAAGAAACCCUGAUUCUCCUCCCCGACAACGUGCACUACGUGUUUCUCUCAGCCACGAUCCCCAACGCGCGUCAGUUUGCCGAGUGGGUGUGCAGACUGCACUCACAGCCCUGCCACGUGGUCUACACCGAGUACCGCCCCACUCCGCUGCAACAUUACGUCUUCCCUGCUGGAGGAGACGGGAUACAUCUUGUUGUUGAUGAAAAGGGACAAUUUAAGGAAGACAACUUCAACACAGCGAUGGCGGUGCUGAACAACGCGGGCGACGCCGGCAAGGGUGACCAGCGCGGCCGCCGCGGCGGGCCCAAGGGGAACAACCAGACGAACAUCUUCAACAUUGUCAAGAUGAUCAUGGAACGGAACUUCGCGCCUGUCAUCAUAUUCAGCUUCAGCAAGAAAGACUGCGAGGCUUAUGCUAUGCAGAUGGCCAAGCUGGACUUUAAUACCAUUGAGGAGAAGAAGUUGGUAGACGAGGUGUUCAACAACGCAAUGGACGUGCUUUCCGAGGAAGACAGGAAGCUGCCACAGGUGGAAAACGUCAUACCACUCCUCAGGAGAGGCAUCGGCAUCCAUCACGGAGGGCUUCUGCCCAUAUUGAAGGAAACCAUUGAGAUCUUGUUCGGCUUGGGACUUAUAAAGGCAUUAUUCGCUACUGAAACAUUCGCCAUGGGUCUGAACAUGCCUGCCAGGACAGUAGUUUUCACAAACUGCCAGAAAUACGACGGGAAGGACUUUCGAUUCAUCUCGUCAGGCGAAUACAUCCAGAUGUCUGGUCGGGCGGGUCGACGUGGUCUCGAUGACAAGGGUAUAGUGAUUCUCAUGAUCGAUCAGAAGAUGACGCCUACAAUCGUCAAGACCAUGGUGCAAGGCAAGGCCGAUCCCAUCAACUCGGCGUUCCACCUCACUUAUAACAUGGUACUCAAUCUCUUAAGAGUGGAAGAAAUAAAUCCAGAAUAUAUGCUAGAGAGAAGUUUCUUCCAGUUUCAGAACCAAGCCGCUAUUCCAGAUUUAAUCGAAAAGGUAAAACUUAAACAGAAAGAGUACGAUGCAAUAGCAGUUGAAAAUGAGCAUUCCAUAGCGUCGUAUUGUAACAUCAGGACGCAACUAGACAUCCUUGGUGGACAGUUCCGCUCCUUCAUCACACGGCCGGAGUAUCUGAAACCUUUCCUGCAGCCUGGAAGACUUGUCAAGGUAAAGACGGAGAAGUACGAAUACGACUGGGGCAUAAUAGUGAACUUCAGACACAAGAUGGACAAGAAGGGCAAGAAGGGACAGGAGGUGAACCCUCUGUCCGCGGAGGCCGUUAUUGUGGUCGACAUACUGCUUCAUGUGAAGAAGGCGGGGGAAGAUGACGCUGAGACUAAUGUGCCUUGUCCUCCAGGGGAGACAGGUGACGUGGAAGUAGUGCCAGUUCUUCAUACGUUAAUCUACCAGAUCAGUUCACUGCGUGUGUACUAUCCAAAAGAUCUGCGACCGGCCGACAGUCGUAAGUCGGUACUAAAAACAAUAGGAGAGGUCAAAAAACGCUUCCCUGAGGGACCCCCGCUCCUAAAUCCAAUAAAGGACAUGAAAAUUGAAGAGCCAGUGUUCAAAGAGUGCGUGGAUAGGAUCAAACAGUUAGAGGAAAGGUUAUACGCACAUCCCUUACACAACGACAAAAACCGAGGCGCCCUUACAGCAGCUUACGAAAGGAAGCAAGAGAUGUACGAAGACCUACAACAAGCUAAGAAUGAACUGAAGAAAGCUAAGAGCAUAUUACAAAUGGACGAGUUGAAGAAGAGGAAGCGAGUCCUGAGAAGGCUCGGGUAUUGUACCGCUGCUGAUGUGAUAGAACUGAAGGGACGGAUAGCUUGCGAGCUGAGCAGUGCGGAUGAACUCUUACUAACGGAGUUGAUAUUCAACGGUGUCUUCAACAACCUGACGUCUGAGCAGAGCGCGUCCCUCGUCAGUUGUUUCGUGUGCGACGAGAACUCCAAUCAAUCCUCCGCGACGGGAGAAGAGCUCAGAGGUGUCCUCAGACAACUGCAGGAAUUUGCCCGAAGAAUAGCGAAGGUGUCGUUAGACGCGAAGAUGGACCUGGAUGAGGACGAGUAUGUUGGCAAGUUCAAGUACACACUCAUGGACGUGGUGCUGGCUUGGGCCAAAGGCGCCAGCUUCCUUCAGAUAUGCAAGAUGACUGACGUCUUUGAGGGUUCAAUAAUCAGAUGUAUGCGUCGUCUUGAAGAGGUGAUGCGCCAGCUGUGCCAAGCGGCCAAGAACAUCGGUAAUACAGACUUAGAGAACAAAUUCAGUGACGCAAUCAAACUGCUCAAGAGAGACAUCGUAUUCGCCGCCAGUUUGUACAUGUAAAUGUAAGCCUCAUUGUCCAUGAUUUUUAAAUUUAAUUUCCAUAAGACCAUAUAGAUUUAUCAAAAA
This is a messenger RNA of Pectinophora gossypiella (pink bollworm), 3230 nucleotides long. It is a transcript of the gene Mtr4, whose product is annotated as exosome RNA helicase MTR4. Gene Ontology annotation, molecular function: RNA binding; ATP binding; RNA helicase activity. The record is from RefSeq and is a predicted model, not a curated record. NCBI's taxonomy places the organism in Eukaryota, Metazoa, Arthropoda, Insecta, Lepidoptera, Gelechiidae. The transcript has 18 exons. The coding region runs from base 69 to 3164 and encodes 1031 amino acids. Gene Ontology annotation, biological process: RNA catabolic process; maturation of 5.8S rRNA. Gene Ontology annotation, cellular component: nucleus.